Molecule: messenger RNA, 2049 nt
Organism: Arachis stenosperma
Lineage: Eukaryota; Viridiplantae; Streptophyta; Magnoliopsida; Fabales; Fabaceae
Product: protein FAR1-RELATED SEQUENCE 5-like
Exons: 8
Coding region: 1-2049 (682 amino acids)
Biological process (GO): regulation of DNA-templated transcription
Molecular function (GO): zinc ion binding
Source: RefSeq, a predicted model, not a curated record
AUGCAUGCGAAGUGCGUGAUCGAGGAUAAUGAUGAGGCUGGGAUUCGACCAAACAAGACAUUCCUUGCUUUGUCAAAUGAGGCUGGUGGCCCCUCUAACUUGGGAUUCUCAGAGAAGGAUUUAAGAAACUAUAUAACAGCAAGGCUCCGAAGUAGCAACGUUAAUGCGGAUGUCAGGGAGAUGAUGAGCUACUUUAGGAGAAUGAAGGACAUCAAUCCGAACUUCUUUUACGCGGUGAAGUUGGACGAUGAGUGUAAAUUUAAGAGUGCAGUAUGGGUUGAUGCAAGGUGUAGGGCGUCGUAUGAAUACUAUGGAGACGUCGUGUCAGUUGAUAGCACGUACAGUACAAAUAGGCAUGGAUUACCGUUUGUGUCGUUCGUUGGGGUCAACCACCAUGGUAGGUCGACCCUCCUCGGUUGUGCUUUGUUGGGGAAUGAAAAAAUCGGAAGUUAUGAGUGGGUUUUUCUCCAAUGGGUGAAGUGCAUGGGAACUGCUCCAAAGUGUAUCAUAACCGAUCAAUGUCGAUCCCUUUACCGUGCGAUCAAAAAUACUUUACCCGACACACGCCACCGGUGGUGCAUUUGGCAUAUUAUGAAUAAGCUACCUUCGAAGCUUGGGGGUUACCGCCGGUACGGAGCUUUGUAUGGUGACCUAAACGACAUUGUGUGGAACUCUCGGACGGAGGAGUCAUUUGAAGAUGAUUGGGCUGAUUUUAUAGAUGAGUACAACUUACAUAACAACACAUGGCUGUCAGUUCUGUAUGAUGACCGACGCAUGUGGGUCCCAAUAUACUUUAAGGGUGAAUUUUGGGCAGGAAUGCGGAGUACGCAGAGGAGUGAGAGCAUGCACGCAUUCUACGGUGGAUACUUACACAGUAAAACUAGCUUGGUCCAAUUUGUUCAUGAAUAUGACAAUGUGCUUGGAGUCAAGGAGCAGAGGGAACUGGAGGAUGAUGCUGCAGACUCGAGGGGGGUUAUCCCUUGUGCAACUACCUCGCCUAUAGAGAAACAGUUUCAGCAAGAGUAUACCACGAGCAUUUUUAGGGAUGUUCAAAUUGAGUUUGUGAGGAAGGCUAACUGCAGAGUUUCUGCAGUUGAUGAACAGGGUCCAGUGGUCUGCGUGAAGGUGGAAGAGGAGAAACUACUCAACGAUACUAUUCUAUGCGUUCCGUAUGAUGUUCACUUUGACCGUUCCACACAUGAGCUUCGUUGUGAAUGCAAUCUUUUUGAGAGUUCAGGUGUGUUAUGCUGUCACUGCCUUGAAGUUUUCCAUUCGUAUAAAGUGUACAAAGUACCGUCCUGUUAUAUUCUUCCUCGAUGGAGCAAGAAGAUAAAGCGCAAGCAUACGUAUGUCAAAAGUAGCCAUGAUGUCAGUCGGUCAGAUGAGAGUCAUGUUGCAUUUAGGGAACUGUGUGCACACUUCUAUAAUGUUGCUCAAGAGUUUCUCGGUGAUGAUGAAGAAACAGCAUUGCUGCAUGUUGCUUUGGAAGAAACAAGGGCCAAGUUGGCUACGCACCGUGCCAAAAAGAGGUCCGAGAGCAUGGCAGAGACUCAGACCAACAUUGGCUCUCAGAGUUCGAAUGAUGUCGGUGUUGAUGACAUCCAAGGCCCAUCGAAGGUCACCACAAAGGGCAGGCCAAAGAGUAAGAGGCUUGGCUCUGCCCUUGAGAAGUCCAUCAAGAAUUCAAGACGGAGAAAACAAAAGAAUUCACAUCCGGUGGUUCGUCCGCACACAUUUCAAGAUAUAAACCAUUGUGAUGUUUCUAGCCUGGAUGUUCCCAAACAAGACGGUGGUUUCAUGAUUCAUGUUAGUUUCAAGGUUCUAAGGCAGCUGUUGCAAAGUAUACAGUUUAAUAAAGUUGUUUCUGAUUUCUACACGCUUGACUAUAUAGUUUUUCGACUGGAUGUUCAUUUUAGUAAGUUAUUGGAUGUUCAGAUUAGCUAUAUUGGCGGAUGGAAAAAAAAUGUCAUGGAAUCAAGUCUUUCUAAUGUGAAAAAUAACAAAGCACUAAGCAUGUCAACAGUAAGUAAACUCAGUAUAACAAAGUAG